AUGACUGCAUCUGGAUGCACCUCCACCGUGGAUGACCUGCAAGCGGUCGAGAUCCACCACUGGUACAAGAAGUUCAUGACCGAGUGUCCGUCCGGGCAGCUGACCGAGCACGAAUUCAAGCAGUUCUUUGGGCUGCGGGGGCUGGAUCCGGAGGCCAACGAGUACAUCGAGCAGAUGUUCCGCACGUUUGAUAUGAAUAAGGACGGAUAUAUCGAUUUCAUGGAAUACGUGGCCGCGCUCAGCCUCGUUCUUCGGGGGAAGAUGGAGCAAAAGCUGCGCUGGUAUUUCAAGCUCUAUGAUGUGGACGGCAAUGGCUGCAUCGACCGGCACGAGCUGCUCAACAUCAUUAAGGCUAUCCGAGCAAUCAACGGCUGCGACCAUGAGACGAGCGCGGAGGAGUUCACCAACCGCGUCUUCGACAAGAUUGAUGUCAACGGCGAUGGGGAGCUGUCGCUGGAUGAGUUUGUGGAAGGAGCCCGAAAGGACGAGGAGUUCAUGGAGGUGAUGAUGAAGAGCUUGGACCUAACCCACAUCGUGUCUAUGAUCAACAACCGUCGGCACAGCAUCUAGACUCGGCUGGGGCAGCGCGGCGUGAGCGAGAGGCCGAGCUGUGUGGGCCCCAGGCAGGGCGCGGGUGUGAGGAUGUCAGCCAUGGAGCGGGGAGCUGCAGGUGGAGGGAUGUGGCGGUGUGAGUGUGCCCGUGUGUGCAUGCACAGCCUGAGAAGCUCAGACAUGCACGAUCAGGUCUGGGUCCUGCUCAGGGCUGCUGGAUGGACCGGCUAGGGCCAGGGGCCAGGGACCAGGGGUCAGGCUGGCCCAAAGGGCUCCACCAUGCCAGCUAGAGGUGUGCAAAGUGGGGGGGAGUGCUUGUGCAGGGAGUUGGAGACAGGGUGAUGGAGGAAGGCAAGUCUGCACCUCACCAGGCUGUGUUUCUACCACACAGCCCAGGGCCACAGGUAGUUCAUCCCGCCCCGGGUGAGGUGGGCCUGGGUCUGCAGGGCUGGCCCCAGUCUGGAGUGGCCCUGCACACACCACCAAGCAGCUGGGCAGGAACCCAACCCCCCAGGCACACCUGGUGCGCUACCCACUGCUCCCGCACAGCCCUGCUGAGGAGCAUCCCCCACGCGGAGACAACAGGGUGAGGAGUGGUGUCCGCAAGAGCGGCACAGGACUCUGCCCAGCCUCCAAAGCCCUCACCGUGCCCCCAGCACCAGCGUGCUGUGCCCCAGGCCCUGUUCCCCUCUACCAUGAUGCCACCGGAGUUGAUAGCACUGGCACAGACUGGCAGAGAGGAGAGCCGGAUGCCCAUUUCAUCAGGGAAGGGGAGAUCCCAUGGAUGGCAGCCCCAGGGGCUGUGCCCCUCGCUCGGCCUUGAUUAGCGGAAGAGGUGGAAAGUCACUGCCCCUGCCCCUGCCCUGAGUGGCCCUGUGCCCACACAGCGUAAACGGGAGAUUUUAGAUACUUGCCUUUCUUCAGCCUGGUGCCACUCUCCAGAGGAGGAGGAGAUCCUGCUGGAUCCAGCACCAGGGAGAUUCCCUCAGGCCCCAUCUCAAGCGGAUCUGCAAAGAGCCCCAGGAAAUGUCCAGGAAAGGGAUGCUUUGCACAAACGAGGCAAUGAAUGAAAUACAGUUUUCAGGAGCUGCCGGAAGAUGCGGCUGGAGCUUUUCUGUUGGAGAAGGUUGCUGUUUGCAGGCUCCAGGCCACGUCCAUCCGGGGGGUGGUGGAGCCUGCCAUGUAUGUGCCUUUAUCAGGAAAUUUUUUUUUUUCCCUUGGGGAGGGGAUUUGUAACAGGCUGUGAUUUUUCUGUACUA
This is a messenger RNA of Alligator sinensis (Chinese alligator), 1811 nucleotides long. Its product is annotated as guanylyl cyclase-activating protein 1-like. Gene Ontology annotation, molecular function: calcium sensitive guanylate cyclase activator activity; calcium ion binding. NCBI's taxonomy places the organism in Eukaryota, Metazoa, Chordata, Crocodylia, Alligatoridae. The record is from RefSeq and is a predicted model, not a curated record. The transcript is spliced from 5 exons. Bases 1 to 570 code for a protein of 189 amino acids.